AUUUUUUCCUUCUACUUACCACGGAGAAGCCAGCCGCUUGCCCUGAGCAGUCCAAAACAGUUUGCGCCCAGUGGAGAAUGAGCUGCAGUCGUGCGACUGUUGUUGCCAGUUGUGCAAGCUAGAGAUGUAGCAUCUUUGCAUUUGCAAUAUGAAGAAUGGAAGAAGACGAUGUUACCAUCAGAGAGCAGAAUUUUCACAGCCAAGUUCGAGAGUACAUCAUUUGCUUCCUCCUGUUUGCCGUCCUCUACAUCGUGUCCUACUGCAUUAUAACCAGAUACAAGAGGAAAAGCGAUGAUCACGAGGAUGAAGAUGCCAUUGUCAACAGGAUAUCAUUAUAUUUGUGCACCUUCACGCUGGCUGUGUCCGGCGGUGCCGUCUUCCUGCUGCCUUUCUCGAUUAUUAGCAACGAGAUCCUCCUCUCCUUCCCCAGGAACUACUACAUCCAGUGGCUCAAUGGCUCCCUCAUUCAUGGUCUGUGGAACCUUGUGUCGCUGUUCUCCAACCUCUGCCUCUUUGUCCUGAUGCCGUUUGCCUAUUUCUUUUUGGAGUCUGAGGGAUUCGCCGGAUCAAAAAAGGGCAUAAAGGCACGCAUCCUGGAGACGUUUGUGAUGCUUUUCCUCCUGGCUCUGCUCAUUCUCGGCAUUGUGUGGGUGGCAUCAGCCCUGAUUGACAACGAUGCAGCCAGUAUGGAAUCCCUCUACGAUCUUUGGGAAUUCUACCUGCCAUACCUCUAUUCCUGUAUAUCCCUGAUGGGAGGGCUGCUUUUGCUGAUGUGCACUCCUGUGGGGAUGUCCAGGAUGUUCACCGUCAUGGGCCAGUUAUUAGUGAAACCGACAAUCCUGGAGGACCUGGAUGAGCAGAUUUACUGCAUCCAUUUGCAGGAGGAAGCCCUUCAGAGGAGAUUAAACGGAUCAUCUUCACACACCUACAUCCGAGGGAGCUUUACUUAUCAACUCACCAAAGAACUGGACAAUGUUAGAAAUCAGAAGAACAAACUGGAGAGAAGAAAGAAAGCGUCGGGAUGGGAGAAGAACUUGUUGUAUCCCACUGUGAUGCUGAUCCUGCUCGCAGGAACGAUAAUCUCCGUUAUUAUGGUGGCGCUGAACAUCCUCUACCUUCUAGUGGAUGAGACGGCCAUGCCCAAAGGAUCCACAGACCGAGGCAUCGGGAACACGUCUUUGUCCACGUUUGGCGUGGUCCAGGCGGUGCUGGAGAUCAUCCUGAUGUUCUACUUGAUGGUGUCUUCCGUCGUUGGGUUCUACAGCCUGCGUGUCUUCGAGGGAUUGACUCCCAGGAAGGAUGACACCACCAUGACAACGGUAAAGAUGGGCCAGAGUGCGUGCCAAGGCGCUGAAAUCACUCCAGAGAUCAUCGGCUGCUGUGUGUCCAUCUUGGUCCUGAGCUCAGCUCUUCCUGUGAUGUCCAGAACCCUUGGUAUCACCAGGUUUGAUCUCCUGGGAGACUUUGGGAGAUUUAACUGGCUGGGAAACUUCUACAUUGUCCUCUCAUACAACCUGCUUUUCGCUGUUGUGACGACGCUUUGUCUUGUGAGGAAGUUCACCUCGGCGGUGCGGGAGGAACUCCUAAAGGCCUUGGGUCUGGAUAAAUUGCAACUGUCAAACAGCCCCGCAGACCCCGAAUCUGGGAAGCUCUCGGCCAAUGGGCAUCAGAAAACUCUGUGAAAGGGACGAUGGAUCAGCACACACACACACACACACACAUGCAAGCAGAGCCACGGGGAGAUUUCAACAGUACUGCCUGAGUGCUGAAAGGAGAAAAGGAUAGGAAGGAACUUAAUAAACCCAGGCAGUGGCUGACUGUUGCCGCAAAUGGAGGCUGAGAGAGCAAUUUAGCUUCGUGACAUUCCAUCCUCUGCGUCUCUGAUGGAAGCUGGGACAGAGCCAGGCCAGAGGAGUGAAAAAGACUGGGCAUCAGUGUGCUGACCUUGAUGCUAACCUCAACCUCGACUGUGACUUUAAAACUACCCAUCUCCUGCAGCUGGGGGCAUUCUUGCGCCCCGGCAUUGUCACCUUAUUUCAUUCUGCAACUUCUACCUUUUGCACUAGAAAACAGCAGAUGCGCCUUCUGCUUGGUUCCGCUGCAUCGAAGUCUUAAAUCGGUCUCUGUGUUCAGUUGCUGAAUUGGACCCCAAUAGCUCAAUUAGAAAUUUGUUUAAAAUGUUUGUUUUUUUUUGUUAUUCAUCUAAGUGAGAAACUCAAAAUAAAUGUAAUUUAUUUUUUACUGUCUUGAGAAGAGAUGCAAGAAUGACAGGUUCCCAAUUUUUUUUUCCACCCUUAAGCUCAAAAGAAGAAAAAAAUUGCAAAAUAAUACCUUAUGAAGCAUGACGACUCAUGUUUUAUUGCCACUCAACGGAGCCAGGGCAGAAUGCUGCACAGUAUUGUGGGUUGCAUUAUAUGCAUUGCACCGUUCAGGUCUCAUAUUGUAGUAUUUCUGCUGUCAUAUGUGUUGUUGUUUUUUUUUAAAUCUGGCUUUAUGCAAGUGGGAUUUAACUUGUUGAUGUCAGUCUCUAUAAAGAAGGAUACAUUUAUUUUUUUGUUUUUUUAAAAGUUGCUCCAGAUUUUGAUUUAUGCUUAUCAGGAAUUUGGGUUUUUAACUGAGCCAGAUCUCACUGAGCAGAACACUUUAGUGCAUCUAAAGGGAAUCUAUUGUUGUUGUUUUUUUUUAAUAAUUAGUGAACAUCUUAAAUCAUUAUUAAUUUGCUUUAAAAAAAAUAAAACAGGCACAGAGAACCGUGCGUUUGUAAAGUUUUGAUUUACAUGUACAUAGUAUUUUGUUUCAUACUUUUAUUCCAUUGUUUAGAUGUAAAUAAUCGGUUUUCACUGAGCCCGUUGAAGGCCUGACAGACUAAGCAUUUUCAUGGUCUGUUUUAAAUUAUUUUAGUACUAUAUGUGUCCCCAUAAAUUUCAGACACCAAAGGCUUAGGAUGCACACAGGUAUGUGUCUGCAUUGAUCUCAUCCUCUGCAGAAACACGGAUGGACUUGCAUCUUGUCCACCUAAAGGCUGAGGGAAGUGGACGAUACAGAUUAUUUAACAGUGGCGAGGGAGGGCACUGUCGACAACUUUUUGGUUGUGAAACAUAAUUUAAAUACGUCAAAGAAGUGCAAGUAAGAGCAGGUUUUGCUGCAGGACCAACGUCGACUCCAUCACUAGACCACUUUGUGCUCUGAAUUCGUGGAAGCACCAGAAUCCAGCCAGCUUUUGUAGCCAAGAGAAAGACUUGGCAGCUCAGGUGUCCCUCUACGUUUUCUUGCAUUGCUGCGUAAUCUUCUAAACUGUGAUUUUUCUUUGUCUUCACAAUCACCUCGAAUGCCUUAUGACAAACAUCUUGUAGGCUUUACGCAACGGUAGUUGGUCUCUCCUCACAGCGGCACUGUGCUCCUGUCUGCCACAGAGUUUCUGCUUCAAAGCCAGCUAUACGUUAUAAACUUUUUUUUUCUUUCUCACGAUUGAUGCUUGUUGAAGCAGCUUUCAUUUCAUCAGCACUUUUUUGCAUGGUUGGAAUGAUUCUGUUAUCUUGAGUGAUUUUUUUUCUUUCUUUUUUCUCUCUGUCAUGACACAAGAAGACAUCUGAAGUUAUAUAUGCAUUCAAGACUGGAAAAAAAGAAAAUGCACAAUUCUCAUUUUCUAAACACUGGCAACAUUAUGCAGCAGAUAUGAGAAUAUUACAUAAAGGGCAUACAGUGAUAUUUCUAAAUCAUAAUGAAGAAGUCUGUUUUUCUACCACCAGAUGUAUGAAUGUAUUAUGUUUGUAUUUGAUUGGCUCUAAGAUGACACUAAAACUGGAAACUGACAUAAAUUCAUUAAGGGAGACAGUUGAAUGAUUUAAAGUCAAGAUUUUAUUGUUUUGUGUGUUCAGAUGUAGUUUAAAGGAGCAUUAGCGUUAAAAAAAAACAGUUGGGUCAAAUUCCCUCAACUCAAAAAAUGUGUUCUUUCUGUUCAUUAGUAAGGGGGGGAAAAAAAUCUAAAUAUUGGACCACUUUUCAUUUUAAAGGCCUUUUUUUCUGGUUUUACAGUACAUGUCCUCUUGCGUGUGUAUAUAAAUGGAGGGUGUCAGGGUUUGGACGUUCUGUGCUGCAGGUGUAGCUUUUAUUUCUGUCCAUCUGUCGAUAUCUGCAUGUAAUUUUGGUACAUGUUUUGUGAAUGUAUUUUUUUACGAUUUCUCAGUUUGAUAAAUGGUAUUUUUGUUGUUUGUGUGUUUGCAAAUAAAAGUAAAAUGUUUACCAGC
Fundulus heteroclitus (mummichog) is the source of this 4247-nucleotide messenger RNA. It is a transcript of the gene lmbr1, whose product is annotated as limb development membrane protein 1. Gene Ontology annotation, molecular function: transmembrane signaling receptor activity. Gene Ontology annotation, biological process: signal transduction. The transcript has 18 exons. Bases 156 to 1682 code for a protein of 508 amino acids. The record is from RefSeq and is a predicted model, not a curated record. NCBI's taxonomy places the organism in Eukaryota, Metazoa, Chordata, Actinopteri, Cyprinodontiformes, Fundulidae.